UUUUAUGGUUUCAAUAAUUGCGCAUCAAAUCCCUUCAAAAUAAAAUAUAUUUGCGCAUCAAAACAACACGAGCAAAAAAAAAAGAAACCGAGUUCCAAAUUCCUUUCUUUUGGGAGAGAAUGAGAGAUCAAUGGACCAGGAACCUCCACCAUCUCAAUUCCAAAUGCUUUAAACGCAGCAUGUAAGCCUCUCAUCAACUUCCAUUUUUUUUCCUUCACCAUCAAUCAAAACUCUCUUAUUUUCUCUCUCCUCAUUUUUCAUACACACCUGGGUUUUUGUUAAUUUCUUGAAUGAACCUGGACCAAUAUGUGGGAAGGAGAGUUUUCUAAAGAAUUAGAUGUUGCUGUAAGAGUUGUCCACUUGGCUUGUCAUUUAUGCCAAAAAGUUCAAAAAACAUUGCUUUCUACUACUAAUGGUGAACAAGUUAAUUCCAAAGAUGAUGAUUCUCUCGUCACCGUUGCUGAUUAUAGUGUUCAAGCUGUUGUAAGCUGGAUACUGUCGGAAUCCCUUGGAAGCCAAAAUUUAUCCAUUGUUGCUGAAGAAGACGCACAAGUUCUCUCAACGUCUGACUUAUUGCAGGCAGUGGUGGAAACAGUCAACGAAUGCUUCUUAGAAGCACCAAGGUUUGGUCUUGAAGUUUCAGAUAUUCCUCUCAGUCCCAACAAAGUGAUUGAAGCUGUUGGUCGAUGCAACUCCUCUGGUGGUCUCGAGGGAAGGCAUUGGGUUUUGGACCCUGUUGAUGGAACCCUGGGCUUUGUACGUGGCAAUCAGUAUGCUGUUGCACUAGCAUUGAUCGAGGAAGGAAGAGUAGUUCUUGGAGUUCUUGGCUGCCCCAACUACCCUGUGAAGAAAGGUCUAGUAAACCACCAUCAUCAACAAAUGUCAGAAAUGUCCUCAGCCUCUCCGGACGUGUGGGAGAAAGGAUGUGUGAUGUAUGCAAAGAGAGACACUGGUAAGGCAUGGAUGCAGCCGUUAGUUGACGGCAAAUUGAAGCUUGACUCGUUUGAAUCUGCAAUAUUAAUUAGAGUUUCCUCCAUUGAGGAUCCAGCUCUUGCAACAUCCUGUGAACCAGUGGAGAAAGCCAAUACCAGUCAUUCUUUCACAGAAGGGGUUGCUCACAGUGCUGGACUGAGGACAAAGCCUUUGCGUGUAUAUAGUAUGGUGAAGUAUGCUGCCAUAGCUCGGGGAGAUGCUGAGAUAUAUAUGAGGUUUGCAAGAGCCGGCUACAAAGAGAAGAUAUGGGAUCAUGCUGCAGGUGUGCUUAUUGUACAAGAGGCUGGUGGUGUGGUAACUGAUGCAGGAGGACGCCCACUGGACUUUUCAAGGGGAAUUUAUUUGGAAGGUAUCGAUCGUGGAAUAAUUGCUUGUUCCGGAGCUGUAUUACAUGAGAAAAUCAUAAGUGCUGUUGAUGCUAGUUGGGAAUGCUCUCUCCUCUGAAGCCUUUGGAAGUAUUGAUUCCUUUGAAAAGCUGAGCUGUAUCUAUGAAGUUUCUCCUGCUGUUUUUACAAGUGAACUCAGGAAGGGCGCUGAAGAAGUGCCAUCAAUAAUUCCCCCGACUCCCUCAAUGAACAAUCAUCCAGUGACUCGGGUGCUUCGCGUCUCCAUUUUCCGCUAUUUAGGAGCAUCUAAUUCCUUUGCUAUUGCGCGAUAUUUCUUCUCGGCAUCUAGUCACACUUGUUAAGUUUGAAUGGGCAAAGGAACAAAUACCUCAAGUAAUUGAUGCAUUAAUCCUCAUUCCAGUUCCUUUCUUA
Beta vulgaris subsp. vulgaris (sugar beet) is the source of this 1751-nucleotide messenger RNA. RefSeq names its product PAP-specific phosphatase HAL2-like. Gene Ontology annotation, biological process: phosphatidylinositol phosphate biosynthetic process; sulfate assimilation. NCBI's taxonomy places the organism in Eukaryota, Viridiplantae, Streptophyta, Magnoliopsida, Caryophyllales, Amaranthaceae. The record is from RefSeq and is a predicted model, not a curated record. The transcript is spliced from 4 exons. Gene Ontology annotation, molecular function: 3'(2'),5'-bisphosphate nucleotidase activity. Bases 307 to 1437 code for a protein of 376 amino acids.